Molecule: messenger RNA, 1134 nt
Organism: Labrus bergylta (ballan wrasse)
Lineage: Eukaryota; Metazoa; Chordata; Actinopteri; Labriformes; Labridae
Source: RefSeq, a predicted model, not a curated record
CGAUGACAAGAGGUCUCCAGAAUAUUUCGACGAUGCCGCUGAAGAUCUGGACCGAGAGGAGCUCAACGGCAGCAUCUCACAAGAGGACGACAUCAGGGGAAGCAGUCCGUCGAUGCGGUUCAGUAAAGCCUGCCUGAAGAACGUCUUCACGGUGGUGCUCAUCUUCAUCUACCUGCUGCUGACGGCGGUGGCAAUCUUCCUCGCCUACCAGACCAUCAACGAGUUUCUGGAGAAAUACAGAAACCCUGUGAUGUCGGUCACCUACAAGGAGGUGGAAUCCUUUUCACCACCAGGUUUGGAUCGCUCUGUACCGGGCAAAGCUCAGCUGUUGAGCUGCAGGCAUCACUUCCACGACUAUCCCCCCCUAGUGGACCCAGGCAAGCCUCAGGAAGGAGACUGUGUGAAAGAUGUGACUUACUUUGGACCCUUUUCCAAUCUAACACAGAAAAGAGCGCUGGUCGUCCGCGGCCCGUCUGACGUCAGGAAGAAGGAGCUGAUCUUCAUGCAGUUCAGUCACAAUGAAACCGAGGAGGACUUCAGCGCCAUCACCUACAUGCUCUUUGCAAAGUUCAGCGACUUGAAUGACAGCGCGAAUGAAUCCGUGUUCAUGAAGGACUGCGAGAAGAAUUACUCCAUGUGGACUUUCUCCGGAGGGUUCAGAACCUGGGUCAAAAUGUCUUUAGUGAAGACGGCGGGGAAGAGCGAGGAGGCCGUCGAGUUUCGACAAGAGUCGGCUGUGGUGAAAUUCAACGACAAGCGGCCGGAGGAGGAGCAAACCAAUCAGCUGUUCUUUGUCGUCUUUGAAUGGCGGGAUCCUUAUGUGCAAGAAAUCAAACUGAUCGUUACUGCUAACCCCUGGAGCUCCGUGGCCAUCCUCUGCGGCGUCUUCAUGGCGCUCUUCAAGGCCGCUAACUUUGCCAAGCUGUCCGUCCAGUGGAUCAUCAGAAUGCGCAAGAGGCAUCUGAGGAACAAGGCGCGAGAAAUGAACCCCAUCACUGACAGCUGAAGAGCUGAGCGGGGGCGUGUCCUAACUGACUUUUGAGGGAGUGGCCUAAAGUGUGACGAGCACACAAACAAACACUAUUAAAUAUGAAUUAUUAACCCUUUCCUACCUCACCCAAUCAUAUCUACUUU